Oncorhynchus keta (chum salmon) is the source of this 1372-nucleotide messenger RNA. Its product is annotated as mitotic spindle assembly checkpoint protein MAD2A-like. Gene Ontology annotation, cellular component: kinetochore; nucleoplasm; cytoplasm. Lineage: Eukaryota; Metazoa; Chordata; Actinopteri; Salmoniformes; Salmonidae. The coding region runs from base 112 to 720 and encodes 202 amino acids. The record is from RefSeq and is a predicted model, not a curated record. The transcript is spliced from 5 exons. Gene Ontology annotation, biological process: mitotic spindle assembly checkpoint signaling.
CGCGGAAGUUCAAUGACCUGCACAUUUCAAACCUUGGCGGCGGGUAGAAAAAUAAAUCUGACCGAGAAGAAAAUACAAUACAACAAAAGGAUAUAACUCAAACGUGCAAAGAUGACGAGCACACUGAAAGGCAUUACCCUGAAAGGCAGCGCUGAGCUUGUGGCCGAGUUUUUCUCAUUCGGGAUCAACAGUAUCCUGUACCAGCGAGGACUCUACCCACCGGAGACGUUCUCCCGAGUCGCCCAGUAUGACAUGAGCCUUCAACUCACCACUGACACCAAGCUGAAGAACUACCUGACCAACGUUGUGUCACAGCUCAAAGAGUGGCUGUUUGACUGCACAGUGCAGAAGCUAGUCCUUGUUAUCACAUGUCUGGAGACUAGUGAGGUGCUGGAACGGUGGCAGUUUGACAUUGAGUGUGACAAGAGUGCCAAGGAGAUCAGCGCUCCCAGGGAGAAGUCCAUCAAGUCCAUCCAGGAUGAGAUUCGCUCAGUCAUCAGACAGAUCACCGCCACUGUCACCUUCCUACCCCUGCUGGAGACUGCCUGUGCCUUUGACCUCCUCGUUUACACCGACAAGGACCUAGAGGUGCCCGACAAAUGGGAGGAGUCGGGCCCCCAGCUCAUCGACCAAUCGGAGGAGGUUCGUCUGCGUUCCUUCACCACCUCCAUCCACAAGGUCAACAGCAUGGUGGCCUACAAGAGGGCCAACUCAGCCUAGAGCCUUGACCUCUAACCUGCCGCCCCCUGUACAUAGUUAUCGCUCAAUGCCAACUCAGCCUAGAGCCUUGACCUCUAACCUGCCGCCCCCUGUACAUAGUUAUCGCUCAAUGCCAACUCAGCCUAGAGCCUUGACCUCUAACCUGCCGCCCCCUGUACAUAGUUAUCGCUCAAUGCCACAUCUUUCCUGCUGAGUACAAAAAAGGAACGUUGGAGAUCGACUACAAUCGAUCUACAAAUCAUAAUCCAUAGUAAUUUAGGAUCCAAUGUGAUUUGUAGGUCAGCCAGUCUGCAGUCGCCGACUGCCAUCUGAAACGCGCACAAUGGCUAUGAGAUAAUAUAUACUACGCUUACCCUUUCCUACCUCCACCUGUCAUAUCUCUCCCUGUAUAUCUGAAGUCCUUUAUACUGAUUAUUCUGUCGUGUCAUUUUCUGUGUGCAUUGGGGAGGCCUUGUUCUUCCUGACUCACUGCUUUGAUGUAAAUAUAUUGCCUGUCAAUGGUCACCGAUCUCUUUUGGUCCAAUGCAUUUACUUCCUUCUGAACUCUACCUUGUGAUCUAUCCAGUACUGAGCCUCGCUGUUUUAGAAGCUAGUGUUUUGUGUGUUGUAUUUUUAAGAAAUGUUCCUACAAUAUAUAAACGUUUCCAUUUGA